GCGUCCAAGAUAGAAAUUAGGGCUUUUCACGAUUUGGGAAAUAACUCCUAAUUUUUAAUUUGGGAUUUUUCGAUGCGUGCCUACUUCGCUUGCAAUCCACUCCAGCCACCAGCAAUGGCGCUGCGAUUCUCGAUUGGUUGAUCCAUCGCUACCUCCCACCCUCCCCCGCCCACCAAUCACAAUCACAAUCACAAUCACAAUCCUAAUCCCAAUCCCAAUCCCAAUCCCAAUCCCUUCUCAGAGAUCUUCAAUCCGUUUCAUAUGCAUCGCCGCAUUGCCUCCGUUCCCCACCCCCCAAUUCGCCGCCGAUAAGAGUUAUCCAUCCGAUGGUGGAAACGACGGCGUCGAGCCCCAAUGGCGUCAACCGCCGCCGCUGGAUCCCAUCGCCGUUCACUUUCCUUUGGAGUCACAAGGCGGCUCUAACUGCAUUCUGGAUUCUCUUCUUCUUCCUCAUAUUCUACUGGCAGCGGGACGCGGCUUCCGUUGUCGGCGGCGCCGGCGGCCUGCUAGCUUUCCGGCGGGUGAAUCAGCCGCCUCGGCCGAUUCCGAGGCUACGUCCGGUGGCGUUCAAUUUGACGGACUUCGGAGGCGUCGGGGAUGGGGCGACUCUCAAUACGGCGGCGUUUGAGACGGCGAUAAUGGCGAUUUCGAAGCUUGGGAAACAGGGCGGCGGCCAGCUGAAUGUGCCGCCGGGAUAUUGGCUGACGGCGCCGUUUAACCUCACCAGUCAUUUGACUCUGUUCCUUGCUGAGGGCGCUGUUAUUCUAGGGAUUGAUGAUGAGAAGUAUUGGCCUCUGAUGCCUCCGCUACCUUCUUACGGAUACGGGAGAGAGCAUCCGGGACCACGAUACGGAAGUUUAAUCCACGGACAAAACCUCAAAGACGUCGUAAUUACAGGGCAUAACGGUACGAUCAACGGCCAGGGUCAAAGAUGGUGGAAGAAAUUCCGACGGAAGCUUCUGAACCACACGAGAGGACCGCUCGUGCAGAUUAUGUGGUCUAGUGACAUAGUGAUAUCGAACAUAACAUUGCUCGAUUCUCCUUUCUGGACUAUCCAUCCAUUCGACUGCAAGAACGUGACUUUGAAAAAUUUAACUAUUCUCGCGCCCAUCUUCGAAGCGCCAAAUACCGAUGGCAUUGAUCCCGAUUCGUGUGAGGAUAUGGUGAUUGAGGACUGUUACAUAAGCGUUGGUGACGACGGUGUUGCGAUAAAAAGCGGUUGGGAUCAAUACGGGAUCGCUUAUGGACGGCCUUCGAUGAAUAUACUCAUCCGAAACCUUGUUGUUCGAUCUAUGGUCAGUGCGGGAAUAUCGAUCGGAAGCGAGAUGUCGGGCGGGGUGUCCAACGUCACCGUUGAGAACAUCCACAUAUGGAGCUCAAGGCGUGGCGUUCGGAUCAAGACCGCGCCCGGUCGAGGAGGCUACGUCCGACACAUCAAGUACCGGAACAUAACGUUCGACAACGUCCGCGUGGGGAUCGUCAUCAAGACGGACUACAACGAGCAUCCAGACAAGGGGUUCGACCCGAACGCGUCCCCGACGAUCGAGGACGUAAGCUACAAUUCGAUACACGGCGAAGGCGUGCGGGUGCCCGUCAGAAUCCACGGCAGCGACGAGAUCCCGCUGAGGAACGUAAGCUUCCGGGACAUGUCCGUCGGGCUGACCUACAAGAAGCGGCAUGUCUUUCAAUGCGCAUUCGUGCAGGGCGCCGUCGUCGGGUCUAUUUUCCCGGCGCCUUGCGAGAAUCUCGACGUGUACGACGAGCGAGGGCGGCUCGUCCGCCGGUCUGACGCCCGGAACGCGUCGGACAUCGACUACGAUUUCUGAAAAAUGGGUUUCCGACGUCCUUUUAAGGUCAUUUUUUUCUUCCUCAAUUUUAAUUUUUGGGUGAUUCUGAGGAUAUGCUUAAUGUGGUUCUGGGUCUUGUGUUCUUAGAUUUUUUGUUCAUUACAAGUGUGUUUGUGUUUGUAAAUAGAUACAUACAUACAUUCAUACAUACAAUUAUUUCUUACAAA
Messenger RNA from Andrographis paniculata, 2014 nucleotides. RefSeq names its product probable polygalacturonase. Gene Ontology annotation, biological process: carbohydrate metabolic process. The transcript has 5 exons. The record is from RefSeq and is a predicted model, not a curated record. The coding region runs from base 327 to 1826 and encodes 499 amino acids. NCBI's taxonomy places the organism in Eukaryota, Viridiplantae, Streptophyta, Magnoliopsida, Lamiales, Acanthaceae. Gene Ontology annotation, molecular function: polygalacturonase activity.